AUGAAGUUAUUGUUGAUCUUCUUCACACUCAUGUGUGUGACGGACACUGAAGCAGGCUUUAAACACAACCAUCUGAGAAUAACCGCUUGUUCAGACACUGAUGAGGAGGUAAUGUUUGGGGUGAAUGGAGAGGAGGUGUUUUAUGCAGAUUUUAAACAGAAGAAGUUAGUGAAUAUGAUGCCUCAAUUCUCUGAUCCUAUCGAAUACCCCACAGGAUACGAGUUCGCCAAGGGUGCCAUGGACAUCUGUAAACACAACUUAGACGUGAUGACAAAAGCCUUUAAAGACCAGCCUGUGCCUCAGGAUGCCCCACAGAACUCCAUCUAUACUAGAGAUGAUGUACAGCUGGGAGCACAGAACACACUCAUCUGUCACUUCAUGCGUUUCUUCCCUCCACAUGUUACUGUGCGCUGGACCAAGAACGGUGAAGACGUGUCGGACAAAUCCACACUCAGUCAGUUCUACCUGAAUAAGGACAACACCUUCAACCAGUUCUCUCACCUGUCCUUCACCCCACAGGAAGGAGACAUUUACACCUGCACAGUGGAGCACAAGGCGCUGGAUUCACCUGACACCAGGACAUGGGAGGUGAAUGUUGAACUUCCCAGUGUUGGUCCGUCUGUGUUUUGUGGUGUUGGUCUGUUUGUAGGUUUGCUCGGAGUCGCUACUGGAACUUUCUUCCUGGUUAAAGGAAACCAGUGUAACUGAA
This is a messenger RNA of Tachysurus vachellii, 709 nucleotides long. Its product is annotated as H-2 class II histocompatibility antigen, A-U alpha chain-like. Bases 1 to 708 code for a protein of 235 amino acids. The record is from RefSeq and is a predicted model, not a curated record. Gene Ontology annotation, cellular component: MHC class II protein complex; membrane. NCBI's taxonomy places the organism in Eukaryota, Metazoa, Chordata, Actinopteri, Siluriformes, Bagridae. The transcript is spliced from 4 exons. Gene Ontology annotation, biological process: peptide antigen assembly with MHC class II protein complex; antigen processing and presentation of exogenous peptide antigen via MHC class II; immune response. Gene Ontology annotation, molecular function: MHC class II protein complex binding.